Molecule: messenger RNA, 2306 nt
Organism: Neoarius graeffei (lesser salmon catfish)
Lineage: Eukaryota; Metazoa; Chordata; Actinopteri; Siluriformes; Ariidae
Gene: zdhhc24
Product: zinc finger DHHC-type containing 24
Exons: 3
Coding region: 445-1329 (294 amino acids)
Biological process (GO): protein targeting to membrane; peptidyl-L-cysteine S-palmitoylation
Cellular component (GO): endoplasmic reticulum; Golgi apparatus
Molecular function (GO): protein-cysteine S-palmitoyltransferase activity
Source: RefSeq, a predicted model, not a curated record
AAUCAUGUUCCGUCUGUGCCAUUGUUUAGGUAGUUAGCUGAGAGCUUGUUUCAAACAAAACAGGAAAUAAAUUGAUCGGGACGCCGGUGUAUAGUAUAGAAAAGUAUAAUAUAAUAUAAUUGUUUAUUUUGUAGCCAUUAAUCGGCUAAGCCGAUGUGAAACAGGGCAGCUGUUCUUCAUGUGCCAUGCCUGUAGCAGGCUAGCUGACUUCUUUCACUAGCGAAACUUGAAAGACAGCUUUAAAAGGUUUUUUGUAUUGCCCCAGACAAUAAUGAACCCCUCUCAUAUUACUUAUUAAUUUAAACUGAACUGCAGCGUGACACCUGUCAGAGUUAUCACCUCGUAAUGGUUUUUCUGUGUCCAGCAUUAACACGUUAAGUCCUUAAAUCUCUGCUGAAGGACCAGGAAUCAAUAGAAAAAGAAACCAAAAAAAAAUCCUGGUCGAUGGUGAAGAUGGUCAGUUUCAGGAGUAAAGUGUGGUGUGGGGUGGAGAAGGGUUGUCGCCAUCUGCCCAUCGUGCUCAAUGCAACUCUGGUGUUCUCCAUCACGGCUGAAGUGAGCUACCUGGUUCUGAUGGAAGCCCCUUUGGAACCAGCACAGAAGGAGUCUGAGUGGUCUGCUCAUUGGAAGACCAUGCAUCUGCUUGCUCAGUACUUCAUGCUGGGAAGCAUAGCAUGGAACGCCUCUCUGUUCCUUAAAACCAGCCCGAGUAUCCGUGGAGUGUUUUUUAAUGGGGAUAUUGUAGGGCAGGGUUGGAGGUACUGUUACACCUGUGAGACACACACUCCUCCACGAUGCUCGCAUUGCUAUGACUGCAACGUGUGUGUCCUGCGCCGGGAUCACCACUGCGUCUUCUUUGGCCAGUGCGUGGGCUUUCGUAAUUACCGCUACUUCCUGAACUGUCUGCUGUUCAUGUGGGCUGGUCUGCUGUACGCCGUGGUGAUGAACGCUGAGGUCUUCAUCGUCAUCUUGAAGGAAGGCGUUACCUUUCACAGCUUCAUGCUGCUCAUGGUGCCAUGGAUUAUGCUGGUCACUGGUCAGGUGACAGCACAAGCCUUCACCUUUGCCUUCAUUGCUGACACCUGUGUGGUGGGCUUCUUGCUGGUCUCUGCCUUCCUCUUUUUCCACGUGGGCUUGAUGCUGAGAGGGCAGACGACGAGGGAGUGGUAUUCAGCCCGCCGGCCGUACAAUCUCGGAGUGCUCGCUAAUGUCCGAGAGUGCUUGGGUGAGCACUGGUACAUCUGCUGGCUCUGUCCCCUCAUCCCCUCCGACCUGCCUGGUGAUGGCAUCAACUUUAAAGUCACUGGUUCUCUUGACCCCAUGAAGUGAAGGCUUUGCACAACUAUUUUGGCGAGAAAUUGGAAGAGAUCCUGACGUUCUUGAUCUCAGAAAGUGGAUUUUAUCUUCAAAUCCUAGCAAAUUCUAUUGCGGAGACUUAGCAUUUACUUUAAGGUCACAAGCAGUCAAAUUGGUCAUGCACAGCUUAUCCAUGGUAAUAUGAAGCCAGAGCUAUAGGUAAUGUGAAACCUGGGAAAGAUUUUAUUCAUGAUUUAGUAGAUUUGAAGCAUUGAUUACACUAACUGUGCACUGAAUGAAUAUUCUACCAGCUGUCUUUAUACAUACCAGCUCAGCUAUCUUUGUAUUUUGGGUACCAGCAAGAAAUGUUCAUUUUAUUUUUCACGAGUUAUUUUGCCAAAUCACUACAUAGGAAAGGUUUAUGGUUCAUUGUUGAGAUGUCAGUAUGUAUUGUCAUGGAGUAUAAUGUGAUGUGGAUGUUGCAUUUAAUGCAUUAAUAUUGUUGUCCCAGCACACUGUAACUAUAUCAACCACCUGAAUGCUAUUGUGGUGGCAGGAAUUUGUCUUGGAUGCACUAUAUAUUUAUUUCCUCUUUUGGAUUUUCUUUUGAUAUAUAUAUAUUUUUUAAAUCAGUCAUUGAUGUGCCAAAUAACAUGUUGAAAUCUAUAUGCCAAGGUAUUAAUGUUAUUUUUUUGAGUUAAACAGUCUACAUACCAUUCACUUCUAAGGGUUAUGUUAGUUUACCCAGAGAAACAAUAAAAUAUCACUCCAAUGUGGCAAGCCCUGAGUAUGAUGUGCAGCAUGCAAUAACUUGUUCUAGAACUUGUUCUAUGACGCAAAAUUUGAUUCUGCCAUCUUACUUGAACAAUGACGUUUGCAAGUACUGUUUAUUCCAUCGACUCCAUCUGCAUCAUUAAAUCAAAAUCGACUGUCUAGUGAUCGAUAAUCAACAUCAUAAUAACCACAAAUAAGCAGCCUGCAGUCUUAAUAAAACCUUUCAAAGACCAUCA